UCGGCAGUUUCCGGAAAUGCGGCCGUCUACUGGCAAAUGAGCCGAGGCUCGGCUGUCGUCGUAUCACUAGUCCUCCUCUCCGUGUUGUUGUUCUCGGUGACGCGACGGAGGUGUAGCCUGACGCGGUCUCUUACGUGUCGGUCUGAAUAAAAGUGGAGCUCCGUAGACCCGGGAGUGACGAAGCGAGUCUGUGUUGAAUUUAAAUGACAAUGGAAGCCUGUGCUGAUACACAGCCAAGUGGUGAAACGGGUGUGAAGCAGGAGUCGGACAUUACCUUGGCCCAGGCCUCCAUCGCAGCAGGCCAGGUGACAUCCAGCAGUCCCACCGUCGCCUUGGUGCAGUUGCCCAACGGCCAGACUGUCCAAGUGCACGGGGUGAUCCAAGCUGCCCAGCCCUCGGUCAUACAACCCCCUCAGGUCCAAGCCGUACAGAUUUCAACAGUUGCCGAGAGCGAGGACUCCCAGGAGUCCGUCGACAGUGUCACAGAUUCUCAAAAGAGGAGAGAAAUCCUGUCCAGACGGCCGUCAUACAGGAAAAUUCUAAACGACUUAUCAUCUGACGCUCCAGCAGUUCCGUGUAUCGAGGAAGAGAAAUCAGAGGACGACACGGCCCCAGCAAUCACCACCGUCACCAUGCCGACACCCAUCUACCAGACCAGCAGCGGCCAGUACAUCGCCAUUACCCAAGGAGGUGCGAUCCAGUUGGCCAAUAAUGGCACAGACGGCGUUCAGGGCCUGCAAACGCUCACCAUGGCCAACGCUGCCGCAGCCCAGCCUGGUGCCACCAUUCUGCAAUACGCUCAGACCAGUGAUGGCCAGCAGAUCCUGUUGCCCAGCAACCAGGUGGUCGUACAAGCCUCCUCCGGAGAUGUUCAGGCUUAUCAGAUCCGCACCACGCCGACCAGCGCCAUCACCCCGGGGGUUGUCAUGGCCACCUCGCCUGCAUUGGGCACAGGCACGGGGACUGAGGAAGUUACGCGUAAAAGGGAGGUGCGCCUGAUGAAAAACAGGGAGGCCGCCCGGGAGUGUCGCAGGAAGAAGAAGGAGUAUGUCAAGUGUUUGGAGAACCGCGUGGCCGUGCUGGAGAACCAGAAUAAAACCCUCAUUGAGGAACUUAAAGCACUAAAAGACUUGUACUGCCACAAGUCUGAGUAGACCGCCACAAACCUGCCAGCCGGCCCCGCCCCAUGUACAGAGACUCCGCACAGAGCCAUGCAUAUGGAUGCCGCUCUCCCUUUUUCUACUUGUUUUGCUUUCUGUUAAAAAACUGCAAGAAAGUAAUUGUGUGACCCAUUAUGAAAAAAAAUACGUUGGAAUUCUGCUCCCAUAACAAUGUGGAGAGAGAGGAAGGAGCGUGCGCAUCAACACACAGGAUCCUUGUGGGGGAGUCAAACACGGGAGGCUACAGAUUCUGGGACGAUGUCAUGGAGCGACUAAAAAAAAAAAAAGACUAAACGGUUCCCCCGCCGCCGUGGUACACGGCACACUUGGAGAUCUCACGUCAUUGGAACUUUGCUUUAGCAUCCUGCUUUGGACACUGUAGAUGAGCUUGCGUCAUGGAUGUUUUAUCUUUUCAGCUGUGUUUCUGCUCUUCAAAUGCCAUGUCCGCACCCAGAUGCUAUCUUUGCCUUGAUCCAUGAACAAAAAUACUAACCUUUUCAGUUACACCGUGAAUGCAACAGAAAACGCAAACAAGCGUCUUUUUCCUCUUUUUUUUUCUUUACUGACGUGGUGUCUCCAAACUGAUUACUGCAGGGUCAUUAUUUUUUGUUUUUUUUACUGAUGUGCACCCAUUUUUAAAAAACAAAAAACAUGGAAUUCCACAAGUGUUUACAAUUUAAAAAAAAAAUGGGGAGAACUGACACAAAGUGUGAGAUCCAAGUAUGUGAGGGGAAAAAUGUUUUUGUAUUGUGGCUUUUAUUCUAAUCUAUUAUUGCUGAUGUAGUUAUUUUUAAAAAUAAAAACCAAAAAUAAUGAGCCCUGCUUACAACUUGUUAUGCAAUAGAAGAAAUACAUGAUUGCAGAUGUAUUUUAACUUCAAAGACUUUAUUGGGAACGUUUGUAAAGUUCUAAUAAGACGAGGCGACGUGUGCACUUUUCCUUGCUGAAACAAUCCAGAUACAUUUCACGUUAUUUACCAGCUUCAUCCCACGCAGCGCUAAUUGAUCAUUACAUGCUUUGCUUUUUCACAAUCAUGGCAUAUUUGCAAGAGGAUUGUAAAGUGCAACCAAACCACGGAGACUUCACGACGGGAUGCCAUAUUGUACUUUUUAUAGUCAUUACUUUUUAUGUUAUGUGGCUUUUCAUUCAUUUUCAGUCAGAACAAGUUUAUGUCAGCACCAAUGUAUACCAUACUUUGUUACAGCUGGUAAUAAAAAUGUUUCUGCUAA
This is a messenger RNA of Doryrhamphus excisus (bluestripe pipefish), 2389 nucleotides long. Its product is annotated as cyclic AMP-responsive element-binding protein 1-like. Gene Ontology annotation, molecular function: protein binding; DNA-binding transcription factor activity, RNA polymerase II-specific; cAMP response element binding. Gene Ontology annotation, cellular component: ATF4-CREB1 transcription factor complex; nucleus. The record is from RefSeq and is a predicted model, not a curated record. Gene Ontology annotation, biological process: regulation of transcription by RNA polymerase II. NCBI's taxonomy places the organism in Eukaryota, Metazoa, Chordata, Actinopteri, Syngnathiformes, Syngnathidae.